AAUAGUACUUGGUGCAAUUCACCAUGAAGGUCGUUACCACCUUUCACCCGGCUUCAUCUGUCGUAGAUUCACUCAAAUUUAAAUUAUCGGACGACCAUGAAUCGGAAUUUCUCGUCGUCGCAAAGUCAAACAGGCUCGACAUCUAUGCGCUACUUCCAGAAGGGCUCCGUCAUCAACAGGGUCUUGAUAUUUGGGGAAGAGUUAGAGUCAUUAAGGCUGUCCCGAUCGCGCGCCCAAGCAGUUUCAGCCUGCUCGUACUCACCGAUCACCCAGAGCCAGAACUUAUAUUCCUAUCUUUCACUCUGAAUGGCGCAGGAUCGACGGGGAUCAAGGCCACAAAAUAUAUCUCGUUGUCUGAGCGCAGCGCUCGACCAGCAGAAUUCUGCCACACUCUUCUAGUCCAUCCGUUAGGACGUGUGGCUGUCGUAAGUGUACACACGGGAAAGCUCAAAGUCGUGGUACUUGACCAAAGCGGAGGUUAUUCCCGUGAUUUCGAUGCAUCGAUCAUUGAGCUCAACCUCCUGGAUAUCACCUUUGUAUCAACGUCUCCAGAUGUGUAUAUCCUGGCAAUGAUGCACGUUGACUACCAACAACGCCUUCAGAUUCUUACUCGCGACCUUUCUAUCGAUGACCUCCAACUUUCCCCAUCACCCUCACCACUCCUUCCCUCACUUCCUGUCCCAGGUAAACUAUUUAGUACAGCCAUGGACGACGAUGGAACCCCCACUAUCAUACACAUCCCUUCCUACCAGGAAGACGACGACGACUUUCAAGGUGGUAUCCUCAUUAUCGGAGGGCGUAACAUUAUGCUGUAUGACUUUGUUAGCAGAGACACGCAGGACAGGAGAGAGAGCAAGAAGAAACGCGCGGAUAAAAAGAAGACCACUGGAAAUGCAGAAGCAAUUGCUAAAGAGAAGGCGAAGGAGUGGAAGAAGAGGAAAGCUAGAGCUGCAGUAGAAUGGCCAUGGGCAGAAGUCACUGCGUGGUGUGAUAUUGACGGCAAUGGACGGAAGUACUUGAUCGGGGACCGGUAUGGAAGGCUCGCCUUACUUUCGAUAAACCUUACGGAAAGAACGACGCUGACAUUGAUGGCGCUCGGAGAGACAUCUUCACCAACCACAUUAACCUACCUUGCUAAUCAAGUUUUCUACCUUGGCUCACACUUUGGUAGCUCGCAAUUACUCCAGAUUACUGCUACACCAUCUUCCGCGCUCAAAACUCCUACACUACCUGUUUCACCGUCGAUAUCGACUGUCAGCCCGAACGCGCUCAACUCCCUUGUGAGAGGUAUGGGUAGAAAUGUUGAUGUACAAGGUUAUAUUGUUGUUGGAAAGGGGAGUUAUCUUACCGAGAUCGAGUCCUUCAACAAUCUCGCUCCAAUACUUGAUGCUGUUUUGGUUGACACGGAUGGCAGUGGACAGAACGAAAUUGUGACAUGCUCUGGUGGCAGAAGCACAGGCAGUAUCAAAGUCGUACGAAGUGGCGCUGACUUUUCCGAGAGAGCGAAAGUUCAGGGGCUUGGGAAUAUCACCAAUAUAUGGCCAUUAAAAGAGAGUUACCGCGCGCCCGAUUAUGCCCACGUCGCGGUCUCGACUCUGCAAGAAACACACGUUUUUCGUUUCGACGACGCUUCAUCCAUCUCCAGCAUCGAUGGCGACAAGAACUCUGGUUUUAUCACCAAUUUACCUACCAUCACAAUCUCAAAUAUCCUUCGACGUACGCAAACCCAAGGAAAGUCUGAUUAUGCAGAUUCUGGGCUUGUUGUACAGGUCGUUUCGAAGGCCCUGCUAUUACUUGAGUACGACCCUGGCCUACGACAGUACACGAGAGUUGGUGAACCGUGGACCUUGGAAAAGUUCGCAAAUCCUGGUGAGGGACUGUGGAAGGGACGAGAGAUCGUAGCUGCGAGUCUUAACGCAAGCCAGCUUGUGCUGGCGCUCAACUGGGGGAGGGUGGUAGUGGUGACAUUGGAUGGAAGUCGGUUUAUCAAGAUGAGGGAGCGCAAUUUCGUGCACAAUAACCGCGAUGCGGAGAUUUCAGCAGUGUCAUGUCUACCGCAGGAUCCAACUAAAGAAUACACGCUCAAUAUCGUGGUCGGAUUCUGGACAUCUAAGCACGUUGAAAUACUCUCAGUGAAACCUACGGAUGGAAGCAUGCCCACAAUUUCAAAGACUCCUGCACUCUCCUCCACACCUCGCUCACUGCUGUUAUACAAUUUCACAUCAGAUGACUCCAAGUUGUCAAGUGCACACCCACACCUACUCGUCGGUCUUACGGAUGGUUCCGUCGCGUCAUUCGUGUAUCGAAAUGAUCAACUGCUUGACCAGAAACUGGUAUCUAUUGGAAGUUUGCCCGUAUUGAUGCGUUCGUGUAAGAUCGGGACGAGACAAACAGUGCUUGCAUGUGGAAGUCGAACGGCGAUCUUAUUCUGGGAGAAAGAGAGGCUGACGUAUUCGCCGCUUAUACUGAAGGAUGUGACGGCUGCCGCGGAAUUUAGUACAAGGGCUUACCCAUCAUCCGUAAUCCUCUCUAACUCUGACGACCUGAUCCUCGGGAACGUGAACAAUUUCGAUAAAUUGCACAUUCGUUCUAUACCUCUAGGCCUCGACAAUCCCUUGCGCAUCACGCAUAUCCCUGCACUUAGAGUUUUUGCCGUCGCAUGUCGCCGCAUAAACCCGGCUCGUAUUGGAGAUUUCGAGGAGAUCACGGGCUCUAUACAAUUAUUUGACGACAUAUCGUUUAAUAAGGUCGGGCAUUUCAAUCUGGAGCAAGGCGAGGAGUCAACAUCAUUGCUACCCUUUACAACGGGUUCCGCAUCGUAUCUGUGUGUAGCAGCUGUGACGCUCGAAGAUGAAGAGACCGAAGCCUCCAAGGGACGCAUUUUUGUUUUGGCAAUGACGUCAACCCCAUCGCAGGUAAACACGUCUGUCGUAACCUCGCAUGACGUCAAAGGAUGCCCCUACGCUUUGGUUUCGGUGAAUUCUUUGAUCGCUGCGGCAGUCAAUAGCAUGGUCAUUGUAUUCAAGAUGGACACAGCGAGUGGAAAUACGACACUGGCGAGGAUGGCAACCUGGAACCACAACUAUUUAGUGACAAGUCUCGCGUCUCGCGGCGAUAGGAUUCUGCUAGGCGACGCAAUAAGCUCGAUCUCGAUGUUGCGGCUUGAGGACAACCGACUGCACUUGAUUGCCAGAGACUAUGGCGCGCUAUGGCCCACCUGUGUUGAGCUCAUGAGCAACUCGACCUUGAUUGGUGCGAAUAGUGAAUACAACCUUUAUACAUUCAGUCUCCAGAACACGGGCACGCGGCAGCUCCUGGAGAGAGACGGCAAUUACUUCCUUGGGGACUUGGUCAACAAGUUCCUGCCUGGCACAUUGUCGUCCCAGGAGGUUGCGCUUGAUGGGCCGAUGCAGCCUCAACAGUUGUUUUUCACAUCAUCUGGGCUUAUCGGUGUUAUCAUUGAUCUUGCUGACGAUCUUGCCUUGGACCUCACCGGCCUUCAACGCAACCUGUCCAACUUUAUUGAGAAGCAGGAAGGGCCGAAUCACACAAAGUACCGCACGCCGAAGAAUGUUCGGGGCCGCAGCGAUGCGGAUGCGUCGUCCUUUGGAUUCCUAGACGGUGACUUCCUCGAACGCUUCUUGCAGUUUGUGGGGAAUCCGCAGGCGCUCAGGCAGAUAGUGCAUGGGCAGAGUGAACCUGAAAAACUCACAAUAUCAGCAGAUAAGAUUCAGAAGGUGCUCGAGAGCAUGCAAAGCAUGCAUUGA
This is a messenger RNA of Suillus paluster, 3767 nucleotides long. RefSeq names its product CPSF A subunit region-domain-containing protein. Gene Ontology annotation, biological process: proteasome-mediated ubiquitin-dependent protein catabolic process; DNA repair. NCBI's taxonomy places the organism in Eukaryota, Fungi, Basidiomycota, Agaricomycetes, Boletales, Suillaceae. The transcript is spliced from 15 exons. Gene Ontology annotation, molecular function: nucleic acid binding; protein binding. Gene Ontology annotation, cellular component: site of double-strand break; nucleus. The coding region runs from base 24 to 3767 and encodes 1247 amino acids. The record is from RefSeq and is a predicted model, not a curated record.